Messenger RNA from Paramecium sonneborni, 1147 nucleotides. Lineage: Eukaryota; Ciliophora; Oligohymenophorea; Peniculida; Parameciidae. The record is from the annotation of a GenBank genome assembly.
AUGAAUAUUUUGGCUAAAUAUAAGAGGUUUGAAAAAACUUUAGAAAACAUUGCUACAUAUAAAGAUUUAAGGAAAUCAAUAAAAUAAAGCUUUAAAUUUAUAUUGAAGCAUAACUUUACAAUAUUUUAUUAUGAUGAAGAUAAUGAUAAAAUUACAAUAUCAAACUAAGAAGAUCUAAAUGUUGUUAUUCAAGUAAUAAUUUAAAUUUAUAAUUAGGAAAACGAGAAAUUUGAAAUUAUUGUUCAAGAAAUUGAUGAUACUUCUGAAUUGUCUGAUGAUUCCUUUUAAAAACUUGAUAAAAGUGUUAAUGAAUCAGUUAAUUAAUUUAGAAAGUUGAGCAAUGGUCAAGCUAAUAAUGAUUCUAAUAGUCCAAAAAUUAUAUAAAAUUAAAAAUAAUAAGAAAUUGAAAAAGAAUUGGUAAAAGUUAAAGGUGCAAAUAAUUAAGAAGAAAUUUUAGAAUAAAAAAGAGAGAGAGUAAUAAAAGAAAUAUAAUAAACCAUUGAAUAUAUAAGUUCAUAAGUACUAAAAAUUGAAAAUGAUGAUACAGAAAAAAGAUUGAAUGAAAAAAUAUAAAAUCUUUAGAAACCUUAAUUUAAUGAAUUCUCAUUAGCCAAAGAAUUAAGUUAGCUUCAACUUAUAUAAUAAAUUGAAAAGGCUGAAAAUAAUAUGAUAAAUCUUGACAAAAUAGAAAGAGAAGAGUUAAAAAAAAAUUAUAAUACAUUAGUAAAAUAAGUACAGAAUAUUGCAUCAGAUAGAAUAAAGCAAUAAAAUGCAUUUGUACUUGAAAAUAAUGAUUAUGCUAAAACAUUAUAAAAAAUUAUGUAAGAGAUCAAUCAAACAAAAUUGAAAAAUUAAAGAUAAUUGAAAUAAUUUAAUGGAUUAUUAAAUUAAUAUUAAAAAAAACUAAGUUAAGCAGAAAACAAGAAAACUAAUUUAGAUAAAAUAGAAUAUAUGAACAAAGAGUAAUUGGAAAUUUUUUUAGAUAAUCAAAUAAAAGAAGAAUUGAAGGCGAAAAAAUAAAAAUAAUUAGAGGAUCAAAAAAAGAAGGAAUAAUUAGGAAAUUUGUAGAAUCAAAUAAAUGAAAAAGAGAUUUAAAUUUAAAAUGAUAAUAUAGAGAAUAGUUCUGAGAAGGAUUGAAAGAUAUAAC